Siniperca chuatsi (mandarin fish) is the source of this 3608-nucleotide messenger RNA. RefSeq names its product NF-kappa-B essential modulator. The record is from RefSeq and is a predicted model, not a curated record. The transcript is spliced from 12 exons. The coding region runs from base 222 to 1403 and encodes 393 amino acids. Lineage: Eukaryota; Metazoa; Chordata; Actinopteri; Centrarchiformes; Sinipercidae.
AGCCUGAUUAGCCAGCUAACAUAAACGUUUGUAUCGUUCUCCUUAAACAUUGUGUUCAGCGAUAGGUUAUAUGAAAUAUUCAAAAGAAAACAUCACUCUAGGAGACGGCCAGUAAUUACUUUGCCAACAAAGACAGUAACGUACCGUUAUGAACGCUGAGAGAGAAAAAAAAGUCACCGUAAAGCUGCUGCUAAAGGAAAUUAGCUAAGUUCAACCCAGACAUGGACUGGGACAACCAGCUGAGCUCUAUCCUGUCAGUAGCAGAUGGCAGUGUUGCAAAGAUGAGGGAGAGACUGACCUCAGCAGGGAAAUUUGCCAAAGGAGGAGAAGAGUUGUUUCCAGUGAGGGAGAGGAUUCGUGAUUCAGAUUUGGACCCUCCUGCUCUUCCUCCUCGAUCCCCUCUUCUCCGACAGCCUUCCCCAUCUCUCAGUCCUGGUGUUCAGUGGGCAGACCUAGCUGCUAUCCAAUCACAACUCCAGAUACAGAGCCAGGCGAUUGAGUCUCUCACCCAGAAACUCCGUGACGUGGAAAGGGAGAGACAGUCUCAACAAUGUCAUAUCCAGACACUACAAGUGGAGAUUCACAGUCUGAGGGAGAGGGAAAGAGAGAGGGACGAAUCUAGGAGGGGACAAAGUCCAGGAGCAGAGAGAAGGAUGGAGCAGUGGAGGAGAGAGGUUGGACGUGAGCUGAGCAGUCUGCGGGGACACAUCACCAGAGCCACGUCGCUAGGCAACCUGGAGGAGAGUUUCAGCUCAAAGCUCCGCCGAGAGGAGCUGGAACACCUGCGGAGAGAGAUGGACCAACUGAAAACACGACUAAGGAGACAGGAGGAGGACGUGUUCCUCCAGCAGGCAGAGGCAAGAGAGACCAGGAGACAGUAUGAACACACCUGCAAGACACUGGAGGAUCUGACAAACAGCUACAGAUCUCACAGCACUGAUCUGGCAAAGACUGUCUCUCAGUAUUCUCACACACAAGAAGAGGUCCGCCAGAUCAGAAUAACUGUGUCAGAACUGAAGGAGGAGGUCAGGAGACUUAUUCUCCGAGAACGUGAACAAACACCUCUGCCAUCAGCGCACACAUCAGGGGCAUCACCACUCCCACUCCCUCACAGCCAUAAUAGAGGGGUCAGAGUUGAAGAGCCGGACUCUGACUCAGAAGACUUUAGCCCAACUCCGAGCCUGGCUGAGGUCAGCUCAGAUGAUCUGUCUUGGCUGGAUGACAAAGACCCUGCUCUUCAUCAGAAGCCGCAAGUACGUCUGAGCGUUCAGUCUCGACGGAGCAACUUUUCUGGUCCGGGAUCAGAUCUGGAGGAUGAUGAGGACAAUGAUGAUGGUGAUGAUCUCCUUGAUGACGACGUGAACCCAGAUUUACGAUCUGACCUAAGUCUUGAUGACCUCUGAACUUUUUUUUUUCUUCUUUUUUAAGAUGACAUUCUGUAAUUUUACUUGAAGGAUUCAGCAACAUAGAUAUUUAUUCCACCUUCUCCAAUACACUACCUGAGAUGUAUUAUUACUGUAAAACUGAAAACUUUGAUCAAUACAGUUUAGAGUUACAGCCCUAUUCUGAAAAUCAAAAUAGAAAUAGUCAGGUUAACACAAACAGCCAUAUGGCUCAUUUCCUUUGUGGUCCCAAGUGAAGGGGAAAGGAAACAAAGGAUGGCUAACGGCAUGGCAACAGAAGCACAUACACAUAACAAGUAAUCAAGUCAUCCUAUUAUUACUGUUGCUUAACAGAUCUGCUUGGAUAUGAUAUGUGAUACAUAGUUCAUACCAUUGGGGAAACUUUCUCUUAGUGUGGGAAAUUCUCAAAUGCUAUUUUUAACAGUUAUUUGUAUAUCAGUGUUAGGGACUCAGGGCGGAUCUCACAGUGUCAAACUAACAGGUUAAUAACUCUAACAGCUAACUUUUUUUUUCAAAUUGAUUUCCAGUUGCUUGUCUAAUUUUUAUUUAAACAGUCUGAUCCCAUGUGACCCACUCAAUCCCCUGCUACCACAGUGUGCUAAAACAAACCACCAGUGGAUUCAGCAAAUGCUAACUAGUUGAUGUCAAUUUGUUUGAAACACUAUGCAUCAAAGCAUUGUUUCUCCUCAGUCUAGUUAGUGGCAUCUGCUGGAGGCAGAUGACUGUACAAACUGCUGAAAACUGAGAUAGCCACAAAUUCUCUUUAAAUAAUCUGCAGUAACUGUCUCCACAUGCACAUACUGGAAGGAUGCUGGGAACAAACUGAAGAGACAGGCAGCUGAUUAACUGAGAUUCUUUAUGAGAGCUUCUCAUUCAGAAAACUGUGCCUGCAAAGUAGCAUUUUUGUAAGCAGCUUUAUUUCUCACUGUAGGCUUGACUGCCUGAACCGAAAUUUUGAUAUCAGUCGCCACCCAAUGGAUAUAAUGCUUUUAUUUUUGCCACACCCUCUGAACCCAUGUUGCGAGUCACUGACUAUAAUUUAUGGGUCCUACCAGAGUUAAAGUUGAGCAGCACUGUGAUUGGUCUGCUAAACCACACGGUUUGUCUUCAGGAAGAAGAUUUAAAUUUAGAUUGUUGGGGUUGGGUAACAGGAUUGGUAACUGCAGGAUUUUCAUCUCUGCCUAUUACUACAGUGGAAUCCAUAAGAACACCACUGAUCACUGUGCUUUUGAUUUUCAAAAGAAGAGCCCACAGUAUGCUUAUAUUUCCUUUAAUUGGUAGUUUGGAAUUAAUCAGUUUGUUAUAUAACAAACAGAUUCAACUUUAAUGAAACUUCAUGAAAUCGCACUUUGACAGGCUUUGAUCACUUACAGUAAUAUAUCAAGUGUAAGGAUUCACAGUGCCUUUGAGCUUUCUGGUGAUCAUGUACUAUAUGUAAGCUACACUCGUCAGUGUAGCAGAGUAAUGGCUAUUUAAUGGGUUUUUCUUCCUGACAUAAUGCACUCUUCAAUCCAGGAGGAUUCUGAUGAGGUAUGGGAAUUUGAUUCCUGGUAAUGCAGCUGAAGUGAAGGCAAAGAGGAAUCAAAAGCCAUUAACAUUAUCAAGGCACCAACACUCCCAACCUCCAUUGCGAUGUCUUCAUAUACACACAGCUCAGUUAAGACAGUCAAGAGUCCCUUUUAUGCUGCUCUGUCUGACAUGAAUUACACUCUUUCAGGCUUGAUGUCAAGCUGUUAAAUAUUUCAGCAUCCAGACACCCCCCAUCGAGGAUCCCAGACCACAGUGCAGAGCCACGGGGGAGCUGACGGGCAGGUUAGGUGUUCAGUGGGGUGUGGAGGAUUGGGUGGUGAAAGUGACCAUAGACCCAAUCCAGCUCAUCUAAUGAAACAGUUUGUCUCUCUAGUCAGAAGUGAACAGUAAAAGACCCUUCUAGAAAACCGUAAAUGGCACAGAGCAGUACACAUUUUUCAAACAAACCUCUUUUAACACGCUCUCCUUGUAUAGCUGUUAAUGUUGUAGUUGAAGAGACAUUUAAUGAAGAAAAGGCUGAUGAAUCAGACCCUUCUACUGCAGUUUUAUUGCAUUUGCCAAGUAUUGUGCAGUGGCGUUGCAGUAAAGCAGUGCACUGAUUCAUUCAUUGAAGGUCUAUAAAGAAAAUGCUUUUUGUUUUGUCUCCAACAAUAAAAGUCAGUGUAAAAGUUGAAA